Triplophysa rosa is the source of this 3596-nucleotide messenger RNA. It is a transcript of the gene tmem161b, whose product is annotated as transmembrane protein 161B. NCBI's taxonomy places the organism in Eukaryota, Metazoa, Chordata, Actinopteri, Cypriniformes, Nemacheilidae. Bases 260 to 1714 code for a protein of 484 amino acids. The transcript has 12 exons. The record is from RefSeq and is a predicted model, not a curated record.
AGCUAAGUACCAAGAGUCUUAGCGUGACCUCUACUGCAGUUGAAAACACAGACAGUGGAGCUGCGGGUAAAUCAUUUAACGAUCAGUGGAGAUGAUAAGUUAGUCUUGCACGGGGUUUUAAUUUGAUUUGCGAACAUAGUGCUCUCAAAAAACAGCAACGUAAAACAGGCUUAUGUGCUCCGUGCCGCUGGAUUUCUGACUAGGGGAACUCAAGAGUGUCAGCCGGCGUUGAGAUAUAUCACUGCAGUGUAGCAUCAGUAUGGGUGUGAUCAGUGUGCAGCUGGUGGUUACCAUGGUAAUGGCCAGCGUGAUUCAGAAGAUCAUACCCCACUAUUCCUUUGCACGAUGGCUCCUCUGCAGUGGCAGUCUGCAUUGGUACCAGCACCCUACAGAUGAUGAAUUGAGAACUCUGGCUGGAAAACAGCAGAAAGGUGGCAAGAACAAAAAAGACAGGAAGUACAAUGGGCACUUAGAGAACAAGCCGUUGACUAUCCCUAAAGACAUCGAACUUCAGCUGGAGACCAAGUGCAUUGCUGAAGUGGAUACUCUGGCGCUGCACUACUUCCCUGAGUUCCAGUGGUUGGUGGACUUCACGGUGGCAGCCACAGUGGUGUAUCUCAUCACUGAGCUGUACUUCUGUGUGGCUGAGCCCAGUGGGGAGAUGAACAUUAGUGUGGUGUGGAGCCUGCUGGUCUUGGCCUUUGUCAUGAAGAUCCUUUUCUCCCUCACGGCUCACUACUUCAGACUAGAGGAGGGUGGUGAGCGUUCCCUCUGCAUCACGUUUGCCUUCUUCUUCUUUGUUAAAGCCAUGGCUAUUCUUAUAGUCACUGAGAACUACCUGGAAUUUGGCCUUGAGACAGGUUUUGCAAAUUUUUCCGAAAGUGCUGUGCAGUUUCUGGAGAACCAGGGCCUUGAGUCCCAGGGCCCCAUAUCCAAACUGACCUUUAAGCUGAUCCUGGCACUGCUCUGCUCUCUCAUUGGAGCCUUUCUCACCUUCCCUGGUCUGCGAUUGGCCCAGAUGCAUAUUGAUGCCCUCACGCUCAACAACUGCAAAGUCACACAGACUUUGCUGCAUAUCAAUUUCCUGGCUCCCUUAAUAAUGGUACUGUUAUGGGUGAAGCCCAUAACCAAGGAUUACAUGACAAAUCCCACAUUUGGGAAAGAUGGUGUGCCUUUAAUGUCUGAGAAGACGUACGACACACUGCGUCUCUGGGUGAUCUUACUUCUGUGUGUGCUUAGACUAGCCAUGAUGCGGCACCAUCUCCAGGCCUACCUCAACCUGGCCCAGAAGGCCAUCCUGCAAAUGAAGAAGGAAGCAGGACGGAUUAGUACAGUUGACCUCCAAAAGAUGGUCGCCCGAGUCUUUUACUACCUGUGCGUGAUCGCGCUACAGUACGUUGCACCUCUGGUUCUGCUUUUACAUACUACCUUGCUGCUAAAGACAUUGGGUGGAUAUUCGUGGGUGAUUUACCCUGAAGAAAGUUUGCCCUGUCUACCAAAUGAAGACUUAAACCCCGCUCAGGUGGGGCAGGGAGAGAUGCAGGCCUCUCAAGCUGUGGCCCAGUUAUCGGUUGCUCUAGGGGGGCUGAGGACUGUGUUCACCCCCUUGCUUUUUAGAGGGAUCCUGUCGUUUUUCACUUGGUGGAUUGCCGCCUGCCUGUUCUCCACCUCUCUCUUUGGCCUCUUCUACCACCAGUAUCUGAUGGCAGCGUAGCAUUGGGAUGGUGUGGCACACCCAAGGGCCCAGGCUCCUCCUGCUGAACUGUGCAGCACAAGCCUCUGGAACAUUCCCCUUUUGUGUAACCAUAUCAUCAGAGUUCUUUUCUGAUGGGCUUCCUCCAUGGACUUUCACUUUUUUGAGGACAAAUUAGUUCAACCUGACAAACACAAACUGGACAAUAGGAAUAAUUAAGUGAUUUUAUGGUGGGUGGUUGCCUUGAACAAGUUUGAAAGGUUUCUGAGAGAGCUCUGGAUGUUGACUCUUGAUCUUGGCUAUAACGUAUUUUAUUUUUUAGAGUUUAAAAUUGUUGACUUUCAGAAAGGAAGGGAUUUAAUAGGUUUUUAUUACGUUGUUUUAACUUGUGCAAAGUAAAAACUUGGCUCUGAUGUAGGGGGUAUCUCACUGCUGAUAUGUGAAUAGGAAACAGUAUUUCAAUCAAGCAUUAGUGUAAGGGAAAUGAAUGGAGAGGUGUUUUAAAGAUGUAUUUAUUUGUCCAUUUAAGACAGACUGAAGCCAGCCUUCUCACUAGGAGUAUUUAGUUUGACUGUAAAAGACUGAGAGCUAAUUUAAGUGUGUGCGCGUGCGUGUAUGAGUGAGUGAUGGUUCGUUCAUUGUCAGCAUCAGUGCCUGCAGGCUCCAAGUGACCCCUGCUGCUUGUGUGUAUAAAUCUAAAAGGGCAUUUUGAUCAAGCAUAAAAGCUCACUCAAAAAAAUGUCUGAAGCAGUAGCCUAUGCUCUUCUGAUACUCUUCCCUGUCAUUUAACCAGGUCAAAUAUUUCACUUUGAAUUUUGGGUCCAUCAGACAGAUCCUGUAAGCACCCUCCAUGUUUCUGUGUGGAGUGUAUUGAUUUUCACAAUAGAUUGAGGAAUAGGAUUGUUUCAUGUGAAGGUGCCAAUGAAGCUUGUAUUCCCUGAUGAAUACAUGUAAUACUUCCCGCUGUAAAUCAGAGGCGCAAAGGCACCGAGUAUACAAGCCAAAGCAGAACAAGGGGCUUGAUCAAAAAAGGAAAGAUUUGUGUGUUUUAAUAAGGUCCAGUUUAAUAUCGUCAUAUUUUGGCACUGUAGUUACAAACAGCAGAGUCAUAUUUGAAGGUUUCUUUUUUUUUUUUUGCUGUUGCGUUUAUUUGUUAGUCUUUAUCGAGUCCUGCUGUAAAAGUCUUAUUCUCGCUGUUCAUAUUCUGAAAUUUUAGAGGAUGUGCAGACAAUGAAUGUAUUGAUCCUGCCUGAUUUGCAAGUCACAUUUACUACACUUGGGGCCACAAAAAAGCCUAAUAUGACAUAACCUUUGCUUUCGAAAGAUAACCAUUACACUACAGUAUAUAUAUUUUUGGGUAAUGUGGACAUUUAUAUUGUCAUUUAUAACUGCACAUCUUGCAAUCAGUUCUUGUUAAUAUUACUUGGCAGUACGAUUUCAGUUUUCCAGCUUCUCACUUUGAUUCUCAGUCUAUGAUACCUGAUUGAUAGCUGUAAACAUUUACAACCUUUAAUAAUUGUCACCUUGGGCAUUUCAGUUUUACAUAUGGUUUUCUCUUUUGCCUUAUUUUGAUUUUUUCCCUCUUAUUAAAAAUCUAAACUAGUGACCAAUAACUUUGUUAAUCUUACUAAAUAUAUGCCCCCUUUAUACGGUAUUUUCAACAAACAUGUGUAACCCUAAUGCCAAAUAACAGUAUAUUAGGCUCAGAACUGAUUUAUGUUAAACUGUUGAGACAUUCGACAAAUCAUUUUUUUUUAAUUGUCAGUAUUCCUGUAGGGAAGUAACUGGGAUGUUGUUUUAAAAUCAGUGAUCUUAUUUGUUUGUCUUAUUUUAAUGUAUUUUACAUACUUAUGAUCUUUAUUUAUUAUUUCACAGUUUGUUUAAUAAAUGAUUGUCAAGAAAA